Scaptodrosophila lebanonensis is the source of this 1565-nucleotide messenger RNA. RefSeq names its product alaserpin-like. The transcript is spliced from 4 exons. NCBI's taxonomy places the organism in Eukaryota, Metazoa, Arthropoda, Insecta, Diptera, Drosophilidae. Bases 133 to 1356 code for a protein of 407 amino acids. Gene Ontology annotation, molecular function: serine-type endopeptidase inhibitor activity. The record is from RefSeq and is a predicted model, not a curated record.
AUUAUCAAGUAGUAGUCUUGAAACGCACUUCAAUAGAAACGGUUGGAAAUAUUGAAUGUGAAACAGCAUUGAGCUGAAAGUGAAAACAUAACAAACAUACUGCUGGUUGGAAAGAUCUAACGGUUCUAUAAAAUGCGUUCCCCAAAAACAUGGGUUUGCGGACUACUACCGCUCUUGGUUCUAUACAUCCCCUCCAUUAACGCCAUGAACGACUCCAAUGACGUCAGAGACGUGGCAGAAUUCUCUCGCCGCCUGGCAAUAUUUUCCAUCAAUGUCUAUGGGAAGCUGUCGCUGCUAAAGUCCAACGAGAAUGUGGUUUUUUCGCCCUUUUCCAUCCAAACAUGCGCCGCUAUGGCCCGCAUCGGUGCCGAGGGUCAGACCGCGGAGGAACUGGAUCGAGGCCUUGGUCUGGUAUCGAGCAAUGUCACCGAAAUCGCCGAGAGCUAUAACAGAGUGUUAUCCAUCUACGAGAAGAGCAACAUUCUGCGCAUAGCUAAUAAGAUCUAUGUGAUGCAGGACUAUGCCUUGAACGACGAAUAUAACGCACUACUGGCACAAAAGUUUCUCUCCUCCGCAGAGAACAUUGAUUUUGGACAAAGCGAAAAGGCGGCCAAUGCCAUUAAUGGCUGGGUGGAGGAGCGCACAAACAAUCUUAUAAAGAAUCUCAUUCCUCCGUCAGCGUUGAAUGGUCUGACCCGUCUGGUGCUGGUGAAUGCCAUUCACUUUAAGGGCACAUGGGUGCACAAGUUUCCAAAGCACGCAACGCACUCCGAACUCUUCUAUUUGAACGAUGAUGAGUCUGUAAAUGUGCCAAUGAUGAACCUGAAAGAUCGUUUCCGUUACGCUGAUUUACCCGAUCUUGACGCCACGGCGCUGGAAAUGCCUUAUGCGGACAGUGACUUGUCCAUGCUGGUAAUUCUUCCGAAGAGCAAGACAGGUCUGCAGCAGCUGGAGAAGAAACUGCAGUCCGUGCCGCUCUCGCAGGUCACAGACAAGCUCUACAGUACGCAGGUGAUUGUCAAAUUCCCAAAAUUCAAGGCGGAGUUCCAAGUCGAGUUAACGAAUGUGUUUAAGGAGUUGGGAAUGUCGCGAAUGUUCUCCUCAAAAGCAGAGUUUGGCAAAAUGUUGCAAAGUCCGGAAAGCUUGCAAGUCUCGGCCGUCAUCCAUAAAGCAUUCAUUGAUGUCAACGAAGAGGGAACUGAGGCGGCCGCAGCCACCGGUAUGGUCAUGUGCUUUGCAUCGAUGCCAAUGUUCCAGCCGGAUCCUAUACGCUUCUCUGCAGAUCAUCCAUUUUAUUAUCAUAUAGCCCACAAGCAGGGCACUGUUCUGUUCGCUGGCAAACUAUUGAAACUAUAGCCAUUAUCAUAUCUGUAAACUGGCAUGACUUAACCUCAAGACUGGGCAUGCAUCACAAGUUCAAGCGAACGAUAGAAUUGAAAAUAACACCCAAUUUGAUAUUUAUACGUAUUCUCACAUGUUUAUACCAACGACUAAUGUGGUUUUAUUUCUAAGCUAAUAUUUUUAUACUUUUUAAUAAAAUGGGUAAAUACUUGUAUUCUAACCUA